Apus apus (common swift) is the source of this 2341-nucleotide messenger RNA. It is a transcript of the gene COL10A1, whose product is annotated as collagen type X alpha 1 chain. The coding region runs from base 49 to 2082 and encodes 677 amino acids. The record is from RefSeq and is a predicted model, not a curated record. NCBI's taxonomy places the organism in Eukaryota, Metazoa, Chordata, Aves, Apodiformes, Apodidae. The transcript has 3 exons. Gene Ontology annotation, molecular function: protein binding.
UUCUACUCUGCAUUGCAGCUCCACAACAUUCUGAACAGAUUUGGAAACAUGCACUUGCAAAUAUCCUCACUGCUGCUGUUUUGUCUGAACAUUGUCCAUGGUAGCGAUGGAUAUUUUUCUGAGCAAUACCAGAAACAAUCUAGCAUCAAGGGGCCACAUUUUCUCCCAUUCAAUGUAAAGAGUGAAGGUGUGCAGGUAAGGGGUGAACAAGGACCGCCUGGCCCCCCAGGCCCUAUUGGACCAAGAGGUCAACCAGGUCCUGCAGGAAAGCCAGGGUUUGGAAGUCCUGGUCCCCAAGGCCCCCCUGGCCCCCCAGGACCUCCUGGAUUCUCUGCCCUUGGAAAGCCAGGCAUGCCAGGUCUACCAGGAAAGCCAGGAGAGAGAGGACUAACUGGUGAGAAAGGAGAAGCUGGACCUGUUGGGCUCCCAGGAGCAAGAGGGCCACAAGGACCCCCUGGCACUCCAGGCCCCUCAGGACUGUCUGUUCCUGGCAAGCCAGGACCACAAGGACCUCCAGGAGCUCAAGGGCCAAGAGGUCCCCCUGGCGAGAGGGGAGAGCCAGGUAUCCCUGGUAUAAAUGGACAAAAGGGAGAAAAUGGAUUUGGCAUUCCAGGUCGCCCAGGUAGCAGGGGUCUUCCAGGCCCACAGGGGCCUCGGGGCCUCCCUGGUCCUGCUGGUAUAGGGAAGCCUGGUGAAAAUGGUCUUCCAGGCCAGCCAGGUAUGAAAGGUGACAGAGGUUUACCAGGUGCACCCGGAGCAGCUGGGAUGCCAGGUCCCCAGGGUCCCCCAGGAGAACCUGGAGAAACUGGCGUCGGCAAGCCUGGGCCAAUGGGACCUCCAGGAGCAGCAGGCAUCCCUGGAGCCAAGGGACACCCCGGACCCACAGGCUUGCCUGGAUCCCCAGGUCUCCCAGGAUUUGGAAAGCCAGGAUUGCCAGGAAUGAAAGGACACCGAGGGCCUGAAGGUCCUGCUGGCCUUCCAGGACCUAAAGGAGACCGAGGCCCAGCUGGUGUUCCAGGAGAACCAGGGCCUGCUGGGCCACCAGGGAGCAUGGGCCCUCAAGGACUCAAAGGCUUGCCUGGUGAGAGUGGCCUGCCCGGGCCCAAAGGCGACAUGGGCCCUGCAGGCCCCCCAGGAUUCCCAGGAGCUAAGGGUGAACGAGGCCUACCAGGAUUAGAGGGAAAACCAGGAUACCCAGGAGAGCAAGGUCUUGCUGGUCCUAAGGGACACCCAGGCUUCCCAGGUCCGAAAGGCGAUGCUGGCCACGCUGGGCUGCCUGGCUUGCCUGGUCCAAUGGGUCCACAAGGAGUUAAGGGACUGCCAGGGAUCAACGGUGAGCCAGGCCCCAGAGGGCCUUCAGGAAUACCUGGGACCAGAGGCCCCAUUGGCCCCCCGGGCCUGCCAGGAGCCCCCGGUGCCAAAGGUGAGCCAGGAGCACCAGGACUGCCAGGCCCAGCAGGUAUUUCUACGAAAGGCUUAAGUGGACCCAUGGGACCCCCUGGACCCCCAGGGCCCAAAGGGAACAACGGAGAGCCUGGCUUGCCAGGCCCCCCAGGCCCUCCUGGUCCCCCUGGCCAAGCCGUAAUCCCACAGAUGCCCGAAGGUUACAUUAAAGCAGGGGAGUCUCGGGAGCUAUCAGGAAUGUCUUUCGUGAAAGGAGGAGUAAACCAAGCUCUUACAGGGAUGCCCGUGUCUGCUUUCAGUGUCAUCCUCUCAAAAGCCUACCCUGGGGCAACAGUCCCCAUCAAAUUUGAUAAAAUCUUGUACAAUAGGCAGCAACACUAUGACCCCAGAACAGGAAUCUUCACCUGCAGGAUCCCUGGACUGUACUAUUUCUCCUACCAUGUACAUGCAAAAGGUACAAAUGUUUGGGUUGCACUCUACAAAAACGGUUCCCCACUCAUGUACACGUAUGAUGAGUACAAGAAAGGAUACCUUGACCAGGCUUCUGGCAGUGCUGUCAUUGAUCUCAUGGAGAAUGAUCAAGUAUGGCUCCAACUGCCCAAUUCAGAAUCUAAUGGUCUCUACUCCUCUGACUACGUUCACUCUUCUUUCUCAGGUUUCCUAUUUGCUCAUAUCUAACAACAUCCCACUUACACUAUCCUGACACUUUCUCCUUCAGACCAUUUUAACAGGGUGCUGAUCUGAUUCAUCACUAGCAGGUCAUGCAACUUCAAUUUUGCAACAGAAAUGGAGGAGGGAGUGAGAAGGUGGAAGAGAGUGGUUCAAACCUAGUAGAGUAAUAUUAUAUGUUUUAACAGAAUUUUCAUAAGAAAAUUUUUUCAAAUUAUGAUCAAUUGUCCAAAUGAAUGCAACAUUAAAAUUUUAUGAAUUAAUAUAA